Messenger RNA from Aedes aegypti (yellow fever mosquito), 1372 nucleotides. It is a transcript of the gene Rbm13, whose product is annotated as protein MAK16 homolog A. Gene Ontology annotation, cellular component: preribosome, large subunit precursor; nucleolus. Bases 194 to 1219 code for a protein of 341 amino acids. Gene Ontology annotation, biological process: maturation of 5.8S rRNA; maturation of LSU-rRNA. The record is from RefSeq and is a predicted model, not a curated record. NCBI's taxonomy places the organism in Eukaryota, Metazoa, Arthropoda, Insecta, Diptera, Culicidae. The transcript has 3 exons.
GUUUUCCUUUGAUCUGUCAAAUGCUGGUCGUUGAAUCGCCGCGAGUCGCAAACUCUUUCCGCAUGUGUUGAUAGGAUUCGGGAUAGAAAUCCUGCGAUAUUCCUCGGUUUCCGCGUCCGAAACUAGUGCGAAUCGGUUCGAUUGGUGCUUUAAGUGUUAUUUCCAUAACUAGGUUUUUGAACAAAGUCUCAAAAUGCAGCAGGACGAGAUCGUGUGGAGCAUCAUCAGCCGGCAGUUCUGCUCGUACAUGGUAAAGACCCAAACUCAGAACUUCUGCCGCAACGAGUACAGCUUGACGGGUUUGUGUUCGCGUAAAUCCUGUCCCAUUGCCAACAGCCAGUAUGCCACAAUCCGGGAGGAGAACGGUAUAAUUUACCUGUAUAUGAAAACGGCCGAACGGAAUGCAUUCCCGGCGAAACACUGGGAGAAGGUGAAGCUUUCGCGCAACUUCGAGAAAGCCGUCCAUCAGAUCAACGAGAAUCUGCUUUAUUGGGACCGAUUUGUGCGGCUGAAGUGCAAACAGAGAUUCACCAAAAUUACCCAAUAUCUUAUCAGGAUGCGGAAGUUGAAGCUCCGACGCCAGAAGAUGUUGGUUCCGCUGUCCACGAAGGUGGAACGGCGAGAGCGGCGGCGGGAGGAAAAGGCCCUGGUCGCGGCCAAGAUCGACAACGCCAUCGAGAAGGAACUGAUGGAACGGUUGAGGAAGGGAGCCUACGAGGACAUCUACAACUUCCCGCAGACGGCGUUCAACAAGGCGCUGGAAGCGGAAGAAGUGGAAGAUGAAGAUGAGGAGGAGGCGGAGAGCGAGAUCGAGGAGGAGCUGGAGAAGGAGAUGGAAAUUGACGAUGAGGUGCAGAAGGAACUGGACAUGGAUGAUGAGUUUAUCGAGGGCGAUUCCGAGGAUGACGAGGAUGAGGAGGAGGACGAGGAAGAGGGAGAUGAGGAUCUGGAAGAUGAAGAAUCGGAUGCGGAAAGUGAAUCUGGUGUUCGAGAACGGGUGGAAGUGGACAGCGAUUUUGAGUCGAGCGAGGAUGAAGAUAUCGAGGAUAUCGCACCGAAGGUCACGCCCCGUUUGCCGAAGAAAGCGAAACCGUCGACCAGCGCAGAGCAAGGACCCAGCACCAGCGCCAAGAAGAAACCGAAGAAACUGCGCAAACCCCACCUGGAGAUCGAAUAUGAAGUGGAAACCGCACCAACGAGGCAUCGGUUACAUAAAUGAGGUACGACCGCCACCACCAACUGGUCACUAUGUUAAUUCUUUAAGAGUUCAGUGGAUAUAUUUUUAUGUGCGGAAAGAACACACAGAAAUGUUAUUUCCGAAUUGCAAAACAAAGUAAUAAAGUUCGAGAGGAAAGACAGCAAAAAAAAAAAA